Messenger RNA from Prorocentrum cordatum, 1348 nucleotides. The record is from the annotation of a GenBank genome assembly. NCBI's taxonomy places the organism in Eukaryota, Dinophyceae, Prorocentrales, Prorocentraceae.
CCGCCGCCGUCGGGAGACCGUCCAGCAGUCUCUUCGCAACCUCGGCGCAUGCCCUACUGUUAGUUCCACAGGCAGGAAAAGGAAGGAUGGAAACGAGGGCGGGAAAGGAGAACGAAAGAUCAGAUCGGUCGGGCUAGCGCCUGACAGCAACCGCACGCAGGGGGGCCAGCCGCGACGGCCACUAUGAGGAACAGCACAGCGGAGGCCCGACUAACAAACGAAGCCAGGGAGCGAUAGCCGAGGAACGGAACCAACGAAACCUCGAUCCUAGAUCGGCGCAUGCUCGCAAAACCAGUGCAGCGGGCAGCGCGCACUACAGGGGGCACGAGCAAGAUCACUUGCUCUUGGGACAACGCACAGACUCGCAUGCGCAGCGCUCGCAAAUGCACAACGCUGCACCGGGUGCGUGCUCCCACUAAGGAGCGGCACAUCAAUCAUGCUGUUUGUCCUCAUCCGCCUCGCGGUCGCACGCCCCCCCCCGGCGCGCGUGACUUACAAAAAGUGUCGCGCCCCGCGGGGUCAUCAACCGUGGGAGAGGGGGCUGGUCAAGUGUUGAUCAUGAGCUGAUGUCGCUCCGUAUUGGCCAAGAUCUCCUGACAGAGUACGCCUGCACCAGCGGCCCCCACUGUGCGCUGGCCCUCAGUCGGCAACUUGGAAUGGUCUUGAGUAAAGUGUUGAUCAUGAGCUGAUAUCACUCCGUAUUGGCCAAGAUCUCCUGACAGAGCACGCCUCUGCACCAGCGGCCCCCACUGUGUGCUGGUCCUCCAAUCGGCAACUUGAAAUGGUCUGUGGUAUCCUCCUUCGCUUCGUCUUGCACAGCUUGACGCCGUCGGAGCCGCAGGACUCCACCAGCUGGAGCACGACGGGGAUGUCGGAACCCAUCUCCUUGUCCGUGAAGGCCUCGACAUCGUGCCACUACUUCCCCAGCGCCUCGGGCACCGCACGCAGGCACGCCUUCUUGACGGCGACCUGCUGCACGCUCUUGCUACGCCUGUCGCCCCACGAGAAGGUACGGGUGGUGACCACGCCGAGCACCUCGGAGAGCGCGCCAGCCAGCGUGACUCCCGACUCGCCGCCCCCGAUGCACGCCGCGAUGGGAUGAGCGGCAGCGGCCUUCUGGACGGCCGCGGAUGUUCUCUGUGAUCGCCCACUUUCCCUUCUCGUCUAUCUGGGCGCGCCACUGGGCGUUCUGGAAGAUGCCGGACCCAAUACAAUGCGCUCCUGUCAGCUCUACACAACCGACGGACGAACAUCACGGUAUGGUCGCGCUGGCACAUGGAACGCGAAGAUUCCGCAUGACGCGAGAAACGCGAGGAUUCCGCGAGAAUGCCGGGUCGACGAUGACGAC